UAGCGGAAACCAGCCUGGAAUCCCGCCCCGUCGACUAGAUUUUAUCCAAUUACACCGCGGCUCCUAAGAUCGGCGGAAGCAGGAAGGCGCCAAUGAGGCCUUCGGCUGCAUCGGAGGGGGCGGAGCUAAAAUGUCAGCCACACCCCUCUCUGUGACUCUACCUUUAGGCUUUGCGCGUUUUAAUGCGAUGGUGUCCCCACGGGAUCAAAUUUCAGCGUCACAGCUGGGGACUGGCUUUGCGGUCCCUGAGGGGAGAGCAUGAGCAGGUGGUAUGUGCGACCCUCUCCUGGCUGGCCUACCCCAGGACCCUGACUACUCUCUGCCCUGCUCCUCAUCUCCCUUGCCCUCCAACGUGUGUAUGCCUGCUAACAGGAAGUGUGACAAGUACUGGGACUCUUCCUCAGACAAGACCUUGGACUAUACAAUUCACUGGUCCAGGACCCCAGAGCCAGAGAUCUUGGGGCCAGCUGCUUCUGAGAACACAGUGCGGAGUAUAGACUGGAGGCCUGGGAGGGACUCAGGGCCUCAGUUGUGUGGGUCUCCUCUCAUCCAGACCCCAGACUCACAGGAGCAGUGUAAUGACCAGGUCCUGAAGAGGCAUCACAGCGUCGCUAAGAAGCCCUUGGAGGCCAGCUCUCCCAAAGUCAAAGUUAAGUCCACCAUGAUGAUUCCCGACUCCCAGAAGCACCUGCGAUGCGAGCUGGAGUCACUCAAGAGCCAGCUACAGGCCCAGACCAAGGCUUUCGAGUUCCUAAACCACUCCGUGACCAUGUUGGAGAAGGAGAGCUGCCUGCAGCAAAUCAAGAUCCAACAGCUUGAAGAGGUGCUGAGCCCCAUGAGCCGCCAGGCAGAGAAGGAGCGACACAAGUGGGGCGCGGAGCAGGGACGGCAGGAGCCGUAUGGGGCCCUGGCUCAAGGCCUGCAAGGGCUACAGAGGACCCUGCGUGACAGUGAGGAGGUAGAGAGGGCCCGCACCACUCGCUGUCUGCAGCUGCUGGCCCAGGAGAUCCGGGACAGGCUGCACUGUCCCCUCAGCAAGAAGUUCCUGUGGGAGGAGCUGGAACUGGUGCGGGAGGAGGUGACCUUCAUCUAUCAGAAGCUCCAGGCUCAGGAGGACGAGAUCACGGAGAACCUGAUGAACAUCCAGAAGGUGCAGAAGACACAAGUGAAGUGCCGCAAGGUCCUGACCAAGAUGAAGCAGCAGGGGCAUGAGACCUCCGACUGGCCGGAGACUGAGGAGAUGCCACCAGGAGGCAGUGGCUCCUGGAGGGAUGACCUCCAAAAGGAGCUGAGUGACAUAUGGUCCGCCGUGCACUUGCUGCAGAACUCCUUUGAUGGCUUCACCAUGUCCGCAGGGGGCUCCCCCAGGGACUGGAACCUCAGGGGCUACAAGGGGCACCGAUGCCUGAGCCCUCUGUUCCCCUCCUGGGACUCGGACUCGGACUCAGACCAGAACCCUUCCCAGCCACCGUUCAACAAGAGCCACUCCUUCCCACCUGCCUGAGCAGCCGGGACUUGUCUCCCUGAAGACCCCUCCAGAGAGAAAAUAAACUAGCCAAGACCCUC
This is a messenger RNA of Neofelis nebulosa (Clouded leopard), 1566 nucleotides long. RefSeq names its product coiled-coil domain containing 159 (gene CCDC159). The transcript is spliced from 13 exons. The record is from RefSeq and is a predicted model, not a curated record. The coding region runs from base 272 to 1504 and encodes 410 amino acids. Lineage: Eukaryota; Metazoa; Chordata; Mammalia; Carnivora; Felidae.